CUUAAUCAGGAGAGUUUCCAACCCUCCUCUUAUUUCCCCUGCCUACCUCUCAACUGCCCUACUGCUCUCUCGACCUAAUAUUGUUUACAUCUUAUUACCAUCCCUCAUCCAAUUCUUCCACAUGUCGUCGACAACCGGUUCCCAGCGCGAGGCCUAUCAACCACCAGCUGCUAGCUCUUCAGGCAUAGGUCGUUCCUAUGCCCCAGCCCCCGCAGGAACCAUGUUUUAUCUAUGCGCUGAAUGUGGUGUCAAAGUUGGCAUCAAUAAAGGAGAGCCUAUUCGCUGCAAAGAAUGUGGCCACCGUAUCCUUUACAAGCAGAGAACCACACGGUACCCAAGAUCGAUAUCCGCUAUUCCGGGAUAAUAGCUCUAACCUCAGUUAUCCUUCGUCUAGUAUGGUACAAUUCGAGGCUCGCUAAGCGCAGAUCACCCACUCGUGCCUCCGAGCACACAAGAGACCCGGGUAUGCCCUUCAACGGAGCAGCCCGGUAAGGCAGGGAGGGGGGGGAGGUUGGGCGGGGUUAUGAGCUUUCUAGAUUUGUUUAUGGGAGAAGUUUUUUAUUGCUGGCGUUAUUCCUUCCGCAUGUCUUGUCAUAAUCGCUUGUCGCUGCAUCUCGAAUUUUCACCAAUCGUGGGCACUUACGGAAAAUUCGUGAACCAAAUUGUGAGUGUGGAGGAUUCGGCCGACCAUCGGUAUAGCACGGUACCAUGUUCCAAAAGAAUUUGUGAAACUAAAACAAUGAAAUGCUAUCUUGGGCGGAC
Messenger RNA from Tuber aestivum (summer truffle), 762 nucleotides. The record is from the annotation of a GenBank genome assembly. NCBI's taxonomy places the organism in Eukaryota, Fungi, Ascomycota, Pezizomycetes, Pezizales, Tuberaceae.